Molossus molossus (Pallas's mastiff bat) is the source of this 756-nucleotide messenger RNA. It is a transcript of the gene TPD52L3, whose product is annotated as TPD52 like 3. The transcript has a single exon. Bases 1 to 756 code for a protein of 251 amino acids. Gene Ontology annotation, cellular component: cytoplasm. The record is from RefSeq and is a predicted model, not a curated record. NCBI's taxonomy places the organism in Eukaryota, Metazoa, Chordata, Mammalia, Chiroptera, Molossidae.
AUGGAUCCCUUGGGCCUAGAGUCCCACCCUACCGGCCUUGAGUCUGAUCCCGCAGACCUAGAUUUUGACUCUCCUGGCCAAGAUUAUUUCUCCACUAGCCACGAGUUCGACUCUCUCUACCAAGAAUUGGACUUGGACUCUCUUAACGAAGAUCUUUCUCAACCCAUGACAGGCGCCAUGACAGAGACCUCUGAGGGCACAGAUGAACUCCAUCUGACUACUGAACCAGAGGAUCUCACAGAGACUGAGCAAAAGGAGCUCAAAUUCGAGCUUACUAAGUUGGAAGCUGAAAUUGUAACCCUACGCCAUGCGCUGGUGGCCAAAGAAAGACGCUGCGUGGAGCUCAAGUGGAAGCUGGGCCUCACGGCCUUGGUGGAGCCGAAGCAGAAUCUGCCCAAGAGCCGGCAUGAUGUUCAAGUCUCCAAAGCCUACGUGAAACAAAAGACGGCAGCUGCACUGUCCACCAUGGGCUCUGCCAUCUGCAGAAAGCUUGGAGACAUGAAGAAGUCAGCCACAUUCAGAUCCUUUGAAGGUCUGGUGGGGACAAUCAAAUCCAGAGUUGCAGGUAGCAGAGAGCUUGGCAAUGACUUACUUCCUUCUUCAGUGGAGUGUGGAGAUAAUCCACCCCUGGUUUUGGGGAGUAGAGAUGUUCCACCAUCAAUUUCAAGGAGUGAGAAUGAUCCAGUUCUGGGGAGUGGACAUGAUCUAGUUACAGGAACUGGGGAUGACCUGCUUCCCUUUCUGGAGCAGGAAUGA